UCUGUAACUGCAAAGGAGCCACCAGAUUCGACCGUAGCAGGAACGACGUCUGAAAAAACAACAGAAACUGUAACGAAGCGUACAGUGGAAAAGACAGUGACUGAUGAAGAAUGCAGGACGGCAAAUGCACCCACGCCUAUGGAGCAGGAUUUGAACACCGCUGUGCCACCUACUCCAAAACUGCAAGCAGACGAUACAAACACUGCUGUUCUACCCACUCCACAACAGGUGGACGAUACCAAGACUGCUGUGGCACCAACACCGGAGGACGAUACAAACACUGCUGUGCCACCUACUCCUAAACCGGAGGACGAUACGAACACUGCUAUGGCACCAACUCCGAAACCGGAGGACGACACCAAGACUGCUGUGCUAUCUACUCUUAAGCCGGAGGACGAUACGAACACUGCUGUGCCACCAACUCCAAAACCGGAGGACGAUAUGAACACUGCUGUGCUGCCUACUCCGGAAUCGGUAGGAUUACUCUAUAUCAUCCCCGAAUAUGUGUGUGUUUCUGGGUGUGUCUGUUUGUGA
Messenger RNA from Cooperia oncophora, 534 nucleotides. NCBI's taxonomy places the organism in Eukaryota, Metazoa, Nematoda, Chromadorea, Rhabditida, Trichostrongylidae. The record is from the annotation of a GenBank genome assembly.